This is a messenger RNA of Paraphaeosphaeria sporulosa, 3668 nucleotides long. RefSeq lists its product as uncharacterized. The coding region runs from base 258 to 3668 and encodes 1136 amino acids. The record is from RefSeq and is a predicted model, not a curated record. The transcript is spliced from 3 exons. Lineage: Eukaryota; Fungi; Ascomycota; Dothideomycetes; Pleosporales; Didymosphaeriaceae.
GCUGUACCGGAUUUCUUGUUGCCUCCGCGCUCCCUCGAAGCUCCACUUUGCUCAGCCCGUAGGCUAUCUCCCCUCGUUCUCCUUGCUCCGAGAUGCAGUGUCUGCUGUGAGCAAACGUAGUAGGCGACCCCACCGUCCGACGCCUGCAGCGAGCGUACCAAGGUACACCGACUGCCAGCAUGCUCCCGGCGCCGUCACAAGCAGCAGCAUCGCGUUCGAGUGAGCCCGUCUGGCGGCCCAGGCAGUAAGGAACGAGGAUGAAAACGGUUCCCACGCUUGCUGCCACUGCAACUUUGCUUGGUGCGUCUGCACUCGGGCUGGGAUUCGGUCGAGAAACAGACGCCCCGUACCCGUUGAAGAAGAGGAAAGCCACUCCAGCACAAAACGAGCCGGGCCGCUCGUCAAUACAAGCUGCUGUCCAAACCACCACCACUGCGACAUUCACGACUACCACCGCCGCCGCCGCCGCGCCGCCGCCUGCCGCGCACCACCCUCGGCCCAGCACCUCGCGCGCUCUCUCGACAACAGCAGCCCGCUUCACCGGCCAUGAGCGCCAGCGGCCUCUGAGAAGACUCACGGUCGGCGACCCGGCUUCGCAGCCUCUGCAGGGCCCUACCGGCAGCGGUUACACGCCUCCGAGUGAACUGAACAUAAACGAGCUGGAUCCUGCAGGCCGACCGCAGUCGCGGAGGGCAUCCUGGAUCAAGCGCCUCUCCACCAUAUCCAAUUCGCAGCCCUCGAGCCGAGACACCAGCCCCGGCCCGCUCUCGCCCUCUGUGUCCGUCUCCAACGGCUCCAUGGCUUUCUCGCAUGACGGUUCCACAGCACCCAUGAUCCCAGGCGAGCGACAUCCCGCUCCGCUACCGCCCAACAAGCUUGUAAAACGCUCGUCGUCCGUCCGCAGCCCUCACGAAAAGCCUACCCACAACACGAACUCGCGUCUGCCGUCGUUCCGCCGCCCUGCCACCAGCCACCAGCGCUCGGCCACGCUCCAGCACCGGACAGCCCUGCUGGAGAUGACCGACGAGCAUCCAUCGUUGGAUGAGCAGCCGCUGCAGCCAAGCACCGACAGCGAGGUCGAGUACACCAACUUCUUCACGGCUAGAGUAUCGAAAGAGAAGGCGCUGUCAAAACGCACGGCAGCUUUAUCGUCAAACGCAAAGGCGAUCAAGAGGAUCAUUCCAGACGACAAGAUGCACAGGCCGACGCUGCUCUUGGCUCGCUCCGUUUCGGCAGGCGCGGCUGCAGACGUGGUCGAAGAUUCGGAAAGUGAAGACGAGAGCGAGAGCAUCUACUUUGUGAGCAGACCUGGCACUCCGCUCAGUGCCACUCUCCUCCCGGCGUCGCGUAAAGAUCUACCGCAACCAGCGGCGGACCGCAAACACGGCCGCUCGUCUGAAGACAAUGCCGAGGGCGCGACACGUGCUCGGCGUUCCUUCUCCAUCACCAACCUGCUUAACUCUGGCUCCAGGCCACGGACUACUGGCCUUCCUGGAGUAAAACUGGCACGAAAGCUUAGUCAACGAAGGGUGAGCUCCGACCCCCUCUCUGCGAUGGAUAAACGUCGAAGUAGUACUGCACAUGGCGAAUCCGGAGCUGUCUCCGGGCGGGUGGCCGAAUCCGAGCUUGCUCGACGCGAAUUAUCGACCUCCUCGGGGCCCCACCUGGGAACAUUACGACAUGGAACUCUUGCCGCCUCGCUCGCGUCACCGUUGCCUGAACAGCCCCAUAGUGCAGCAAAGCCAGAUUCUACCCCGGAGUCAAUGCGCACGGCUGAGACCAAACCCUCGGCCGCAGCCGCUACCAAUCAGCCACCGCCAUCACCAACAGUGGCUCAGACGGGUGCGCGCCCAUCCCGAAACUCCAUGGCUCCGUCCGAACAGGCCUCGACAUUAGUAGGCUCAGAUAACGAUGCCCGUGGCGCAGGGACGGGGGACGAGGACGAUGCAGACCUCCAAAGUGAAACCGUGUUUGAUUCGCUGCGCACGGGCGGUGCCAGAAGUACAUCGGGCGCUCGUGGUCCGCGCAUAGAAACUAUAUUUGAUGAGUCGCCCCCAGCCAAGGUCAAAGUUACAGCGCUGCGCGACCUCCUCCCCAAAGGAACCUUCCGGGAGCAGACGCUCGAUGCUGCUCCCGGGCAACAAAGCAUAGCCGAGGAAGAGGAGAGCAUCGCGACGCCGGUUCGCACCACCGUCCCCGACUGGCCCAUCCACGAUUCACCCACCUUUUCGCGAGGCAGCGCUGCGCCUCUAUUCCCAGACCUGAUACCCUCCUCGCCUCCGGAUAUGCCGAAGCCUCUUAACUUGGGAACACUCGAAUGGGAUUCAAGAGUCGAAGAUGAUGGCAGCAGCAGUGCAUGGUCAAUCGACGACGAUAAUGAAGACUCUUGGGGCGAUCUACCUCCACCCCUGCCCGGCGUGCUCGUAGCGUCUCCCGUAUCGUUUGGGCGCCCUACACCUCAGCUGUUCGCUUCAAGAUCUAGUUCAAGAAUUGCGACGCCGCACCAUCUCAACUUUGAUCACGGUGAUAGAGAGGCUCGCAGCAGCAUAUUCGAUUGGUCAGAGCAACAACCCGCCGAUAAAAGCUCGGGCAAUCGCACACCGCCACGUCCGAGCACAGUACAUGGAAAAAAGGACGCAGAUCGCAGGGGCGGUCGAGUUGUUGGUCGAAGAGCGCCUAGUGGGUUGCACGUUCGCAGCCAAAGUGUGCCUGUCGCCCCGGAUGCCACAGGGAAACGUAGCACAGUCGUCACCAAUAAAUUCGGUACCUGGGGUGUAGGAAGCAAAGGGGUCACCGAAGAUUGGAACGACGACUUUGAUUUCGCUGAUCUUGCUGAAGAGACAAGUGCGCCGGGAACAGUGCAGUCCCAAAGGGUUGACAGUGGCAUGGCCAUGGUGGUCCCCAACCACAUUCAAGAGCAGCAGAACAACGUUCUCGCAAACAUCGGCCUUUUACGAGAGUGGGGCCUUCUGAUCGAAGAGCUCAAAGAGCAAAGAGUCCGAGCCGCCUACCUAGGCAUCCUGGACGGCCCACAUGCCGCGAUGUGGGAAGAGGUGGACGCCAUGAUCGACCUUGCCGACCAGGAAGCCGAACACGAGGGCGUCCCUCGCUUAUCUCCACCAUCAUCACCCGGUUUCGACGAGGUUGCUUUUGAUGACGUGUCACACUCUACGAGCAACGCGCUUGGCAAAAACAACACGCCGUCCAAGUCCCCAUCUAAUAGCAACUCAAGAAAGACCAUCCUUCCACCAAACCAUCAAAUAUUCGGACCGCAAUCGUCGCCUGUACCUCCCAAGUCCAGGUACGAAUCGCCUGCCCCACCUACGGAUGUGAUCCAGCACAUUGGACGGCCUAGGAAGGAUUCCGAGGCAAAGGCUCGCUCCAUCAUAGAGGCGCUGCAGCAGAGGAGGAGCACCCACGAGUCUCUUGUCGACAUACAGCCUCCACCGUCUACAAAGAAAGUCCCAUUCGACACCGCCACUCUUCGACGCAUUGUCCCGCACGUCAAUGGCCUAACCCAUAGGGUCAAACAGACGCUGCGGGAAGCAGAGGGACUGUAUUCGAGUCCCAGCACGAGCCCGAAUAAGGAGGCCGCGGUUCCGUUCAGCAGGGAAUACCUUGCAGACAAUGAACUAUCUACGCAGAUGAAACUAAUGACGGUGAUGUAG